Messenger RNA from Penicillium pulvis, 1701 nucleotides. RefSeq lists its product as uncharacterized. Lineage: Eukaryota; Fungi; Ascomycota; Eurotiomycetes; Eurotiales; Aspergillaceae. Gene Ontology annotation, molecular function: oxidoreductase activity. The transcript has 3 exons. The record is from RefSeq and is a predicted model, not a curated record. The coding region runs from base 1 to 1701 and encodes 566 amino acids.
AUGGAGAUUCAGCAGGAAUCGGUUGACGUGAUAAUAGUCGGGGCCGGGGUGGGAGGCCUCGCGGCGGCAAAGACAUACAUCGAACUAUCUCCCCAAAUAAACCUCAUCCUAAUCGAAAAGCGAGCGACAUUGGGCGGUGUUUGGGCUAAAGAAAACUGCUAUGAGGGCCUCAAGACCAAUAAUGUCCAUGGCUCGUAUGAGUUCUCUGACUUUCCCAUGGACGCAAAAUACGGUGUCCGCGAUGGUGAACAUAUUCCCUGCGCUACUAUGCACGAUUACCUCUGCGAUCUCACAGACCACUUUGAUAUCCGCCGACGGGUCAGAUUCAACACCAAUGUGCUCGAGGUAGAGCAGCUGGACAGCGGCUGGAAACUGAGUGCAGAAACCACUCACGCUGCGCAACACCGACUUGCGACAUACAAAUGCAAGAAUUUAAUCAUUUGUAGCGGUCUGGCGUCCACUCCGAGACCUAUCUCAAUUCCUGGACUGCAGGAUUUUGAAAGGCCCGUUAUCAGCCACACUCGACUGCUAGACAAGGGGGCGGAGCUAGCAUCAGAUCCCAAAGUUGAGUCUGUGACGGUGAUCGGAGCAUCAAAGUCUGGGUACGACGCAGUGCAUCUAAUGGCAUCCCAUGGGAAGAAGGUUGAGUGGGUGGUUCGCAAGUCUGGAGGUGGCGCGGUGUGGAUGAUGUUGCCCUGGGUGAAUGUUGGUUGGAUCCGAGCGAAGCUGGAGAGCUUGGGGACGACCCGUUUUUAUUCCUGGUUCAGUCCUUGCAUCUGGGGUGACAACGAUGGUUUCAGUUGGAUCAGACGUCUCUUGCAUGGCACUAGAGUAGGUCGGUUCCUGGUGCAUCAUUUCUGGGAAAAGAUGAGAAUGGACACGAUAGAAGUGAACGGCUUGUUCUGGAAUGCCCGGAUUGGGAUUCUGAAUUAUCCUUCCGAUAUCCACGACUACAUCCGCACCGGACAGGUGCAGGUCCUCAAACAGGACAUCGACCACCUAUCCGGUUCUGGCACCAUUCAUUUUACAGACAACUCAACCAUCCAGACUGACGCUUUAGUUGCGAUCACAGGCUGGAGUGUUGCCCCAACAAUGAAAUACAAGCCAGAUGGAUUAGACGCUUCCCUCGGACUUCCAGUACCGACCAACGCACUUACCACCGAACAAGAAAUCCUCUGGGAUUACCUCGACCAGAUUGCUGAAAAUACAAUUCUCAGCAAGUUCCCCUAUCUUCGUCAUCCUCCCACUGCUAAACUCCCAUACGAGCCAAAUAUCACUCCACUGAGAUUAUACCGUGGCAUUGCUCCACCAAACCUCACAUCGAAAUCGACUCACUCGCUCGCCUAUAUCAAGAUGUUUCACAGUACAGCCAAUAUUACUGUCGCCGAAGUCCAAGCUUUAUGGGUAUACGCCUAUCUCCAUGAAAAAAUCCAGAUACAGACGGAGAAUAUAUACGAGCAAACUGCAUUACUGAGCCGGUUUGGGAAACUCCGUUAUCCGUGGGGGUUUUCUGCAUGGUUUCCUGAGACUGUUUUCGAUUCGGUUCCGUAUCUUGAUAUGUUAAUGAGGGAUCUGGGUUUGAGAUACUGGAGGAAGUCGGGAAUGCGAAAGGAGGUGUUUGAAUGCUAUACCAGUGGCGAUUAUCGGGGAAUUAAUGCGGAAUGGGCGGAGAAACAUCUUGUUGAAAAGAGCGGCAAAUGA